AUGUCUGGUACAAAAUUUGUAGCUCAGACUUGGCUCUUUCCAACCAAAAAGAGUUUGACUGAUUCAGAAGUUCAUGUACUGAUUAUAACGUGUGAUGUUGAAAUUAAGGAACUAUAUGAAUGUCAUUGUUGUUUACGUCUUGUUUGUUUAUAUCAUUUGAAUGAACAUGUUCAAAUAGAAAAAAACAAUAAACGACCAUUGGAUAGUUUCAAUGCAUUAAAUACAAUUGUAAAUGCAUUAAAACAAAUUGUUGAACAAAAAUUAUUAAUGAUUGAACGCGAACAAAAUUUGAUUGUAGAAGUAAAAAAAGUUCUUGAUUUACCCAGUAAUUCAAUUGAUACAAUACAAAAUAUUUUCGAAAAAAUUAAGCAAACAAUAAAACCAAAUCGAUCAGAAGAAGUCAUGGUGAAAGUCGAACAAUCAUUAUCACCAACUAGAAAUUGCUCUUGUGUUUGUAAAUGUAAUACGGAAAAUAUGAAUUCAAAUGAUGUAGCAUACCAAUCGGGAAUCUCGAAAGAUGAUGAAUAUUCAACGGAUAUCAGUUAUGAUUUUAUUGAUCUUGUUUCAUCUGAUGAAACAGAAGAAUCUAUUCAGGAUCAACAUGUCAAUGAAGAAGAAGGAAAGAAACGUAAACGAAAAUCAGUCAGAGGAAUUGUUAAUAAAUGUUCAUUAACGUUUAAUGGAGCAUAUGGCUUUACUAAAGCAAAUCAUUCUAUUGAAUUUUUAUAUGCUCAACGUUUGGUACGAGCUGCUGCUGAUAAUCAAGAUUCUAGAAUAACAAAAUUAUGUGACGGAAAUGAAAAUGUACUUAAUCCCUGUAGUAAAGUCCCAUGUCCUUUUUCUUCUGGACGAAUUAAUUUAUCAGAAUACACUCGAGAAAAUGUUGUAAAUGUACCAGGUCAACGUCGAUUAGUUCCACUUAAUAUAUUCAAAGGACAUUUACAAUUUCAUCAUAAGAUUUCUAAUUCGUUGGCACAAAAAUCAGUUGAUGAUUUCUAA
Messenger RNA from Rotaria sp. Silwood2, 999 nucleotides. The record is from the annotation of a GenBank genome assembly. NCBI's taxonomy places the organism in Eukaryota, Metazoa, Rotifera, Eurotatoria, Philodinida, Philodinidae.